This is a messenger RNA of Cryptotermes secundus, 2553 nucleotides long. It is a transcript of the gene not, whose product is annotated as ubiquitin carboxyl-terminal hydrolase 22. NCBI's taxonomy places the organism in Eukaryota, Metazoa, Arthropoda, Insecta, Blattodea, Kalotermitidae. The transcript has 9 exons. Gene Ontology annotation, biological process: protein deubiquitination. Bases 325 to 1866 code for a protein of 513 amino acids. The record is from RefSeq and is a predicted model, not a curated record. Gene Ontology annotation, molecular function: zinc ion binding; cysteine-type deubiquitinase activity.
ACGAUUGCUUUGGCUCGUCUGUCGGUAUAAAUGAAAUAUAGGCAGUACGGCUGUAAUUUUAGAGUUUGCCAGAACUGACUAACUUGUAAUUUGAUUAAUGAAAUGGAAAUUUGGCUGUAAUAACGUACGUAAUGUACAGAGAUGUGAAACAAGUUCAUGAAUUCAUGAAUUAGGACACAGUUCCUCGCUUCAUCGCUAGGGGAGCGAGGGGUGAUGGAAACUCGCCGGCUUUCGGCAAAGGAAAGGACGGUAACCGCAUUACAUGUAAACAGUUAGGUGGCGGAGGUGGUUGGGUUGGUUAAUACUCGUUCAUUUUUAUUUGAAAUGAGCGAUCAUGGUUGCAUACAUCUGAAUAAUUUUAAAGCUGCAAAAGGGAUACAGCCGUACCGAAUAAUUCACGCAUAUUUUGUUGCGUGUACAACAGCUGAGGCUCGAAGUAGAAAGGCCUUUGCGUGUUUUUGUCACAUAUGCAACAGUAUUGGAUCACGCCUACACUCAUGUCUCCACUGCAUUUUUUUCGGCUGUUAUGUUGGUGGACAUAUUCAAGAGCAUGCCAAACUCAAGAAACACUUCUUAGCUGUCGACCUUGCAUAUGGAGCAGUAUUGUGCUUCCAGUGUGGUGAUUAUGUAUAUGACCAAGAACUGGUAGCAGUAGCACAUGAACAUCGACUGAAGGCAGCAAAGUCACUUGGCAUGCCAGUUGUCUAUCAAUUUUGGGAACCAAGUCAUCGUGAAAUAGAACUCCUUCGAAGAAAUCCACGCAGAAGGAAACUAAUUGAAAAUACUACAAUAGGUCUCCGUGGUCUUCUUAAUUUAGGAAACACAUGCUUCAUGAAUUGCAUCGUACAGGCUCUCAUUCAUACGCCACUUCUUCGAGAUUUCUUCCUUGCUGACCGUCAUCUGUGUCAGUUUCAAGAUGAACCUGGCCGCUGCCUUGUGUGUGAAGUGUCCAGACUCUUCCAGGAAUUCUAUUCUGGUAAUAAGGCCCCAUUAACGCUGCAUCGCCUGCUUCAUCUCAUUUGGACACAUGCGCGUCACCUGGCAGGCUAUGAACAGCAAGAUGCGCAUGAAUUCUUCAUUGCUGCAUUAGAUGUGAUGCACCGCCACUGUAAAGAAUCCAGCCCCCUUCCAACUACAAAUCCACACCAUUGUAAUUGCAUUAUUGACCAGAUCUUCACUGGAGGACUCCAGUCUGAUGUUGUAUGCCAAGCUUGCAAUGGAGUGUCAACAACAAUAGACCCAUUCUGGGAUAUCUCUCUGGACCUUGGUCCAUCACCAAACUCAGCAGUUGUGUCUGGAAGCAGCAGUAAUGAUAAUCAGAGUCUAUCAUCUGAUCAGCAACAACAGGAACAGGAACGAACAUCAUUGGUAGACUGCCUGGAGAGGUUUACACGAGCAGAGCAUCUUGGAUCAUCUGCAAAAAUCAAAUGUAGUAAAUGUCAGAGCUACCAGGAGUCAACAAAACAAUUGACCAUGAAGAAGUUACCUGUAGUUGCAAGCUUCCAUCUUAAAAGGUUUGAACAUUCCAAUCACUUCCAUAAGAAAAUAAAGACAUUUGUGGCAUUUCCGGAACAUCUUGAUAUGACACCUUUCAUGUCGCACUGUCGGAACCACAGUAACAACAAGAUCAACACCUGUAGAGGCCUCAAUUCUGUAGCUGUACCUGACAACAGGUAUUCAUUAUUUGCUGUGAUAAACCACAUAGGUUCGCUGGAUGCAGGCCACUAUACAGCAUUCAUUCGUCAGCAGCGUGAUCAUUGGUUCAAGUGUGAUGAUCACCUCAUCACAAGAGCAAAUCUUCGAGAAGUGUUGGACAGUGAAGGCUACCUGCUGUUUUAUCACAAACAAAUCCUGGAGUAUGAAUGAUGGAAGACAAAGACUGAGGGAGUGAAGCAGGAAGACACUGGUAACUAGUGGGUUACCUUGGAGUCAGCAUGGAAUAGCCAUGAUAAAAGUUGUGGUUUAUGGGAAUUAUUUAAUACGCUUAUAUCUUCUUGAAAGUUGUGAAUGAACUUUGGUGGUCACAAUCUGUUGGUCAAAAUUAUAUGUAUUGCCAAUAGGUAGAUAGUCUUGCCUGUUUUGUAUUGAUGGAAAUAGAAAAACAAUUUUAGAGAAUAUACAAAGCAGAAUAAAAUAUUCAGUAUUAUGUCGUCUUAUAAAUGACACUUUCAUCUCAAUAGAGUAUUAGUUUAUUGCUACAAUUCUUCCAUCAUUUUGGAUUGUUGUGGUUGGAAGGAAUAGUGGAAUCCACUUGAAGAGUGCCUAUUUAAGAUUUUUUUUUGUGGCUAAGACAAAUCUUUUGGUCCCAAAAUUAUCCCCAUAAGACUAAUAUAUUUUUAAUGUCCUUAAUGUUUGUCGCGUAAGAAAUGUCAUUUUGAUGUCAUCAAACUAAGGUUUUAUCUAUAGUUAUUUUUUCCCAAGCUGUCCUAUUGUUUUAUUCAUCUGUUUAUAAGAGAUGAUUACAGGCUGCUUGUUUGCACAAGGGGGCACACGGUAGCAUAGUGGUUGAGGUACUAUGCUACAAGUUGGAAGGUUGCGGGUUCAAAUACCUAU